AGAGCAGGAGGGGGAUUUCCAGCGCGAGCCUCUACUUCCCCUCCUUCCAGUCGUUGUUUUGCUUUCGGUCUUGACAUAGAAACAGAAAAAACGCGACGUACUCACUUUUGGUUUUCCACAUUUAAAAAAAACCAAAAACCCACACGCACACAAGAAAGAAGUUGUCAAGUGUUCGUCAUUCCAUUCAGUGGGACGCAGCGAAGCUACAGGCCGUUUGUGAACAGGUCACAAUGCCGGUAGAAAGGAUGAGGAUGCGACCAUGGUUAGAGGAUCAAAUAAAUUCAUGUCAGAUACCAGGACUAAAAUGGGUUAAUAAAGAAAAGAGAAUCUUCCAGAUCCCAUGGAUGCAUGCUGCACGUCAUGGCUGGGACCUGGAGAAAGAUGCUCCACUCUUCAUGAGAUGGGCCAUACACACUGGUAAAUUCCAGCCAGGCAUUGACCGUCCAGACCCAAAGACAUGGAAGGCUAAUUUCCGCUGUGCUAUGAACAGCCUGCCAGACAUUGAGGAAGUGAAGGACAAAAGCAUCAAAAAGGGAACCAAUGCCUUCAGAGUUUAUAAGAUGCUCUCCAGUACAGAGAGAAGUAUGAGGAAAGGAAAGAAGAAGAUGGACAAAGAGGGAAGGCCAAAGGAAAAUAAAGAGGAAGCUUCUUCGUUUCCAGAUAGGAUUCUUCUCCAAGCUAAUGCAGGACCUAUUGACUAUUCUAAACAGGAGGUGGUCAAGCAGGAAGGCAUUGAGCUAACAGUGAUGGACAGUGCUUCAGCCAUUCACAGUCCAGUCUAUGAAAACGUCAUCACAAGCGAGCAGCUGCCAUUCGUCUGUCAGACAAUUGAAGUAACCACUGAGAAUGAAGAGCAUACUGUUAGCUCCUCCCACUCGUACCCGCUCCAAAUCUCCCCUGUGUCUUCAUGCUACGGCAGUGACACGGACAGUGACAAUGAGGACAGUAAAGAGCGUGUUGGUACAGUCUGGAGGAGGAACUACAGUGCAUCAGUCCUCAAAGUCCCCACAUGUUCUCUGCCAGGCAUGGACACCUUUGUCAGCUCAAACAAGCCUAACUUUAGGGUCACCAGCACACGAGACCCAGACCCUCUCAUCAGCUACCACACCGAGGGCUGGACGCCGACCCACAACCAGGACUCUCUGGCAUCCUCAGUGAGCAGCCAUGAGAUGCGUGCAAGUGUCAUCAUGAAAACCUCAGAUGUUGCGUCCUCCUGACCCCAGAUAAGGAAGCAUGAUAGGAAUGACAGAGUAUGUUGGUCACAUGGUGCCUAAAAGACACCAAACCAUCAAAUCUGUGAUUAUUUUUUUAAAUUCUCGCAUCCGUUUGUCCACUCACUUUUCCUCAUUAAUUGGAAAAUGGCAGACUGGUGUUGAUGAAAUUCUCCACUUGUCCAUUAAUCGAUGAACACUGACACCGUUAAUACUUUGUUUGUUUGUUUGUUUGUUUGGCUGCGAAGGACUGUGUGGUGUAAUGUUCAUCAUCUUGCCACGUCUGUGAGGGUUUGCAGCGGAUUCAGUUCCAGCUUAGAAUGUUUGAACAUGUGGAACACACACACUGACAAGCGUGCAUGAAUACUGCAUGUGUUAUUGUCCGUGUUCACUUUGUUUUGUAAGAUAAUUAGUGCUUUAGACACUGAAAUCA
Messenger RNA from Solea solea (common sole), 1644 nucleotides. RefSeq names its product interferon regulatory factor 2b (gene irf2b). The transcript is spliced from 9 exons. Gene Ontology annotation, biological process: immune system process; regulation of transcription by RNA polymerase II. The record is from RefSeq and is a predicted model, not a curated record. Lineage: Eukaryota; Metazoa; Chordata; Actinopteri; Pleuronectiformes; Soleidae. Bases 231 to 1217 code for a protein of 328 amino acids. Gene Ontology annotation, cellular component: nucleus. Gene Ontology annotation, molecular function: RNA polymerase II cis-regulatory region sequence-specific DNA binding; DNA-binding transcription factor activity, RNA polymerase II-specific.